Messenger RNA from Morone saxatilis (striped sea-bass), 1819 nucleotides. RefSeq names its product RAD50 interactor 1 (gene rint1). Gene Ontology annotation, cellular component: Dsl1/NZR complex. The record is from RefSeq and is a predicted model, not a curated record. Gene Ontology annotation, biological process: regulation of ER to Golgi vesicle-mediated transport; endoplasmic reticulum to Golgi vesicle-mediated transport; retrograde vesicle-mediated transport, Golgi to endoplasmic reticulum. Lineage: Eukaryota; Metazoa; Chordata; Actinopteri; Moronidae.
UGAUGACCUCUUAUCCCAGAGGGCUUUGGCCUCUAGUGUGCCCUCUGUCCAGCCUGCUUCUUCAGCCACACCUCCGUCCCAAGCUCCUCCCCUCUGUCUUCCAAUCCAGAUCAUGCUGCAACCACUCAGCAAGAGGUUCAGAUACCACUUCUAUGGGAAUCGACAGACCAACUCCCUUGGCAAGCCAGAGUGGUACCUCACUCAAGUUCUGAUGUGGAUGAGUAACAGUUCGACCUUCAUGGAGGAAAAGAUCCAACCCAUCCUGGAGCGAGCUGGGGCCACCAUCAGUGCUAGGGUGGAGCUGUGUCGAGGCCUGUUGUCUCUGGUUCAGGAGAAGGUGGCCAGUGAUGCUUCUAGGCUGCUGUACGAUGAUAUGAUCUUUUGUCACUUGGUGGAGGAGGUGCUGCAGUUUGAGAAGGAGCUGCGAAGCAACCAGUUGUAUCCAGCAGUGCUGCCUGGUCUGCUUAACCUACUGCUUGAGGAUGCAAUCCUUCAGAAGUGGCUCACUGUGGAAAAGAAGAUGGCAGUAGAGAAGAUGGACGCCAUGCUGUCGGCCGAGGGAGCUUGGAGCUCUCAAUACAAAGAUAUCAGCGAUAUGGAUGAGCUGAAGGCUCCAGAUUGUGCUGAGACUUUCAUGACUCUGCUACAGGUCAUCACUGAACGGUACCGGACUUUGCCCUGUCCUUCUGCACAACUGAAGUUUCUGGGGCUACAGAGAGAACUGGUGGAUGACUUCCGUAUACGGCUCACCCAGGUGAUGAAGGAGGAGUCUCGCUGCCCCCUGGGUGCCCGUUAUUGUGCCAUCCUUAAUGCUGUCAACUACAUCUGCACCAUCCUGGGAGACUGGGGGGACAAUGUGUUCUUCCUGCAGCUGCAGCAAGCAGCGGUUUCACUUGGUGAGGAAGUAUUACUGGGAGGUCUGGGGAUUAUGGAGGUGGGUCGCCUGGCUUCUCUGGAGGGCUCUCUAUUUGAAGGUCUGCUGGCAUUGCUGGAUCGACUUAAAGGAGACAUGAUGGGAAGACUUCUGGAAUGGACCAUUAGGGAAAUCACAGAAAAAGCCAGACCAUACUGCCAAGACAGGUGGUUGUCCCUACCAUCCCAGCAUGACCAGUCCACCAUGACCCUGUCCAGUUCAGCAUGUCCCAUGAUGCUCUGUGUGAGGGACAGACUGUUGAACCUUCAUCAGGUCCUGAGUCUCUCUCUAUUCCAACUUGCCUGGCAGGGCCUGGCGGAAAGACUGGACAACUUUCUCUACCAGGAUGUGAUCCUGUCUAAUCAUUUCAGUGAUGGUGGGGCAGCUCAGCUUCAGUUCGACAUGACCAGAAACCUAUUUCCUCUGUUUGGGCACUACUGCAAAAGACCUGAGAACUUCUUUAAGCAUGUCAAGGAGGCGUGUAUCAUCUUGUGUCUUAAUGUGGGCUCUGCUAUUCUGCUGAGGAAUCUCCUUAAAGAGUCAGAGGAGGAGACGAGAGAUUGGGCAGGCACGGAGGAUCCUCCACCAGAGUCUGCAUUGCAUGAGUUGGGGGUUUAUUGCUUGGCACCCUGUGAUGUGUUGAUUCUGCUCAACCUAAGAGCCUCCUGGCCUGGACAGUAACAAUGAUCCUUGUUGGUGUAGAGGGGGCAUCAGAUUGAGCGCUCUGAAAAAUUUGCUUUAAUCUUCUAUGUAAAUGUUCAUCACAUAGUAUUUAAUUGUCAUUGUACUACCUACUUACCCAUUAUCUAAGUUGACUGAAGUACAAAAACAAGUACAAACAAUAAUUGUCCUUUGUCUGGUGGAUUAUGUAAUAAACUCUGCUUACCUGCAAUGAUCUUACCUUUA